UCAUUUCAGAACAGUGGUGGCUGUUCAGGAGAGCAACCUUUGCAUCCACAGAGCUAGAAGCUUUAGGGUACUCUCCAGAUAAAUCCAUUCUUCAAAAGUUCUGGAAGCUUUGUGAAUGCCAACUAAAUAUUCCAGGUGGUUUUUGCUCUCCCAGUCAAUCAAUGUUUUCUCUAAAUUUGUGGCAGCUGUAGCACAUCUUACAUCAACAUCCCCCACUCCAACUCCAGGUGGUUCCAUGUUUCUAUUUGAUUGGAAAGUACAACAAGAUUUCUGUAAAGAUGGUCAUCAUUGGAGGAAGAAGAAGGAUGGUGAAACUGUUAAUGAAACUAAUGAAAAGAUGAAGGUAAAAGGACUGUGCGAGAAAGCGAAGGAUAUUCUAGUGCAAGAGAGUAAUGUGCAGUUCUAAAUCCUGAUAAAUUGACUGAAUUUAUGCUGCUAGAUCAAGCACCAGUUAGCCACAAUACUCAUCUAUUCAGACAUGUUUAAGUGAGGGAAUGGGCUACUAUUUUCCACCAUGCCACAUAGUUAAUAUAAGUGGUUUUCGGGUGUUACUGCCCUUUGGACCUUUCAUCCCUAGCUGUAUCCACUUGGUAUUUCUUCCCUGCUUGAUGAGAAAGCUUCAAUUCAAUGAGGCCAAAGUCCAUCAAAUUCAGAGUCUGUAGGACAUGAUGUUUCGGAGCUUCUUGAUUCCAAAAGUUUGAUACUGGCUGAGCCUUGGUUUAAAACUGUGAAAAGCUUGCCGAAUAUUUAUUCCAUAGAUCUAGUACUAAUCUCAAGUCCGGUGGGUAUGCUAGGGUGACCAUUUCUUACCAGCCUCAAAGACUUCAGAGCAAAGCUUCCAGGCUUGGGAAACUGAUGAUGGAUGCCCUUAUUUCCAUGCAUAUGGAAUUGAGAAAAUCCUAUGGACCUGAAGAGUCUAGUUUCCCUCAAUGGAUCAGAUGGGAAAACUUGAACUACUUCCUAGGGCACUAAAGGAUAUUGUUUUAGGCAGUGAAAGUAUAGAGCUUGGU
Molecule: messenger RNA, 1010 nt
Organism: Solanum tuberosum (potato)
Lineage: Eukaryota; Viridiplantae; Streptophyta; Magnoliopsida; Solanales; Solanaceae
Product: calmodulin-binding transcription activator 1-like
Exons: 6
Coding region: 116-406 (96 amino acids)
Biological process (GO): regulation of transcription by RNA polymerase II
Cellular component (GO): nucleus
Molecular function (GO): double-stranded DNA binding; transcription coregulator activity
Source: RefSeq, a predicted model, not a curated record